Penicillium angulare is the source of this 987-nucleotide messenger RNA. Its product is annotated as carbon-nitrogen hydrolase family protein. Gene Ontology annotation, molecular function: catalytic activity. The record is from RefSeq and is a predicted model, not a curated record. NCBI's taxonomy places the organism in Eukaryota, Fungi, Ascomycota, Eurotiomycetes, Eurotiales, Aspergillaceae. The transcript is spliced from 3 exons. The coding region runs from base 1 to 987 and encodes 328 amino acids.
AUGUCUAUUUCCAACGUUCGCGUCGCUGUCACUCAAGCUGAGCCCGUUUGGCUAGAACUCAACGAAGGCGUAGACAAAACGUGCCAGCUCAUCACUGAGGCAGCUAGUAAUGGUGCUAAGUUGAUUGCAUUCCCUGAAUGUUGGAUCCCAGGAUACCCGUGCUGGAUCUGGACUCGACUGUUGGAUGUUGGAUUGAACGUUCGCUAUAUCAAGAACUCUCUCCGUCGGAAUUCUCCUGAGAUGGAACGUAUCCAGCGUUGUGCGCGAACCAAUUCUAUCGCAGUGUCAUUGGGAUUCUCCGAGAACUUUCACGACUCGAUUUAUAUAGCCCAGGUGCUGAUUGGCCCCGACGGAGAGAUCCGGGCGCAUCGCCGGAAGAUGAAGCCCACGCAUAUGGAGAGGACGAUCUUCGGUGACGCUUCUGGAGACUGUUUCGCUAGUGUGGCCGAGCUGCCAUUUGCAAGGGUCGGAGCGCUCUCAUGCUGGGAACAUAUCCAGCCGUUGCUGAAGUAUCAAACCAUGUCUCAGCAUGAGGACAUACAUGUGUACGCGUGGCCAAGUCUAACGCCUCAUUCGGGCGGACAGGAUCUCUGGUCGAUGUCUGCAGAAGGAUGUCAAGCUCUCUCACAGACUUAUGCGAUAGAAUCGCAGUCUUUUGUUCUUCACUGCACGGCAUUAAUCACGGAGGAGGGUGUGAAGGUGAUGGACACCUCGACGGGAGCAUUAAUGUCGUCUCCUGGAGGUGGAAGUUCGGCAGUUUUUGGACCCGACGGCCGCCGACUCACUAAGCCAGUCGAUUCAACAACUGAAACAAUCAUCUAUGCGGAUCUGGAGUUGGAUCAGAUCAUCAGUACCAAGAUGUUUGCUGAUGGAAAUGGCCACUACAGCCGUCCUGAUCUGAUGAGGCUCAACGUCUCUACCAAGGUCAGGAAGAUGGUUAUCGAGGAUGAUCAGGAAGAUAUUGUCGAUGUAUCCACAGUAGUCUAG